Molecule: messenger RNA, 1239 nt
Organism: Papaver somniferum (opium poppy)
Lineage: Eukaryota; Viridiplantae; Streptophyta; Magnoliopsida; Ranunculales; Papaveraceae
Product: cysteine-rich receptor-like protein kinase 10
Exons: 6
Coding region: 1-1239 (412 amino acids)
Biological process (GO): protein phosphorylation
Molecular function (GO): protein kinase activity; ATP binding
Source: RefSeq, a predicted model, not a curated record
AUGACACUUAAGGACACAUCUGACAUAUAUGCUGCGGUUCUAGAGACGGAUUCCUUUCGGUUCAACUUCAGUACAAUAAGUGCUUCAACAGACAAUUUCUCAGAAGCUAAUAAACUCGGAGAAGGUGGAUUUGGCUCUGUUUAUAAGGGUACGCUUUCAAACAGGCAGGAAAUAGCGGUGAAGAGGCUAUCAAAAAUUUCAGGGCAAGGUGAACGAGAGUUUAAGAAUGAAGUCACCUUAGUAGCUAAACUUCAACACAAAAAUCUUGUGAAACUUGUCGGUUUCAGCCUAGCUGGUGAAGAAAAACUACUAAUCUAUGAGUUCAUGCCAAAUGCAAGCCUUGAUCAAUUCCUAUUUGAUCCGAUUAAACGUAGACAUCUUAUCUGGGAAAGACGAUACAAGAUAAUAGGAGGGAUAGCGAAAGGGCUUGUUUAUCUGCAUGAGGAGUCUCGACUUAAAAUCAUCCAUCGUGAUCUCAAAGCUAGCAAUAUAUUAUUAGACAUGGAUAUGAAUCCAAAAAUUGCAGAUUUUGGCAUGGCUAGGCUUUUUGUUCUUGACCAAACUCAAGCUAGUACAAACAGAAUUGUUGGAACUCAUGGCUACAUGGCUCCGGAGUAUAUAAUGCAUGGAAAGUUCUCUGUGAAAUCCGACGUCUUUAGCUUUGGUGUCUUAGUUUUAGAGAUUCUUAGCGGGCAGAGAAACAGCUGCUUUCAUGGGCCAGAUACUGCUCAGAACCUUCUUAGCUAUGCAUGGAGACUUUAUAAAUACGGUUCGGCUGUAGAAACAUUAGAUCCAACUCUGAAGGGCACAUCUUAUAGAAGUGAGGCAAUGAAAUGCAUCCAUGUUGCGCUAUUAUGUGUUCAAGAAAAUGCUGCAGAUAGACCCACAAUGCCCACAGUUGUGCAAAUGCUCAACAAUUCUCUGAUCAGUCACGUAUCACCAUCACCACCUGCAUUUUUCGCUGGUAGUAUUAUAAAUAUAGAGCCUCUGUCGACCUUACACCUUGGCGAUAGUGAAGAACAAGGAAAUGCGAUUUACCAUCCAAUCACGGAAGCAGUAACAUUAACAUGGAGCGUGAAUGAAGACUCAGUUACUGAAUUAUACCCUCUACCUCAAUUAUUAUCAUCGUUCAUUCAAGAAUUGGAGAUUCCAUUCUCACAACAAUACUGUUACAAUGAUACGCAAUUUACUUAUCAUUUGUAUUUUGCACUUUCUGUCGAAUUGGGGCUUGAAUUUUAG